Messenger RNA from Thlaspi arvense, 666 nucleotides. NCBI's taxonomy places the organism in Eukaryota, Viridiplantae, Streptophyta, Magnoliopsida, Brassicales, Brassicaceae. The record is from the annotation of a GenBank genome assembly.
AUGCAGGAUGAGAUAAUCACUUCUGGUGGUCAGGUCCAUUCAGAUGUAAAUGCUGCAACUCCUCGAGCAAACGAUGAUCAGAUUAAGAAAGCUACUGCACUAAUCAGACGUAUAGAGUUAAAAGAUUUUUCGGUGUGCCAAUUUGCUAAUCCUGGUAGUUAUGAUGUCAUGGAGAAAGUGGAAGUAUAUAUUGAUUGUGAUGUUACUAGCAGGCUAACAAGCAUGGACCUCUUUUCUAGAAGUUCUCCAAACUCGUUCUUGAAAGAAUUUAGACAUUAUGCAGUACUACAAGCCCUGGCACUAGAUGAAGACGAGAUGCCAGAAAUUGAAGAUGAAACUAUUCCCGAUGAGAAAGGUUUGGCUAGACCGGGAGUCAUUAAUGCACUGGAAGAGUUUAAGCAUUCUGUCUAUGGAGAUAGCUAUGAUGAAGAGCGUGAGCUUCAGAACAAUAACAAAUUAAGUGAGGCUUCAAGAAAAAGGAAAGCAAUUGCCGAACAUGCGGUGGAGGAGUCUGCAAAAUAUGACUGGGCUGAGCUUGCGGACAGUGGGCAGUUGAAGGAUUUAACAGUGGCUGAACUAAAGUACUAUCUGGCAGCAAACAACCUUCCUGUUACUGGGAAAAAGGAAGCUUUGGUCACUAGGAUCUUGACCCACUUGGGAAAGUGA